AUGGCCUACAAGCGCACCCCCAACAACCGCACUUCCAACUCCCGCGUCUCCAAGACACACAUCACCUACCUGUCCGUCCAUACCCAUCGCGAGCCACACCCAGCAGUACGAGCGACAGACUUGCGCGGUAAGACACCUCGCCGAAUAGACAUCCAACCCCCUCCCCUUACCAGCUCAAGCUCGAUGCACAAACCCUUCGACGCUCGCUUUACGCGACAUAAGUCCACAUGGCGGUCCAUAGCACACGGCUUUGUGGAGCAGCAACAAGAGAAGUUGAGAAAGGCGGAGGGAGACGAGAUGGAGUGUGAAUACGAUACUAUGGACCAACUGGCCGCGUUCGAGGCGAGCGGUGGCGUGUUUGGUAGUCCGCCUACAUCUGCCCCGUCAUCACCGUCGUCGUCUCCAAGUAGUGAUACCUCUGGAAGUUUGGCUGGGUCUUGGGGUACCGCGUCGACCUUCAGUACGAGUACGCUCGCAAGUUCGACGGGUACACAGCCCAGCGCGAUGGGCUUCAGUGCUGCUACAAGCAGCUCAAGCGCAGCCAACAGCGGUAUGUCCUCUCCAGAGAUCGACAUGGCAGAUGCGCCGGACGUUUCUACAAGCCAUGUCGCCGCCACACCUACAGUUCCCACAGCCCCCAUACCCGCACCAACACCCUCGCAGCCGCCACAGCCCGUGACCACGGCCCCCAUCGCCAAGGUCAACACCCCCCUCUUCUCAGGCUUAGGCUACCUACCAUCCAAACCCCUACCAACCGAAAAGGCUACGGCCAAACUCCCCUCAAAACCUCGCUCCACCCCUCCCCAACUACCCCCCAAAUCCGCAUCCAAACCCGACGUCGAACUAGGCAUGGGUUCUUUCUCCUCCUCAAAAAUCACCUCCUCCUCCAGCCUCGUCUCCGCCUUCUGCAACCCCCACUUCAAAACCUUCUUCGCCUCCGAAAUGAUCUCUCUUCAAACCCAUCUGCAGUCCAACAAGGAAAUUCGCGGCUCCCACCUCGUCUUUCUCAACAGGUCGUUGAAAUGGGUCAUCGAUGCGGCGGAGGCGAAGUGGUUUAAUCCUGACAUUGACUUUGAGAGCGAUGAUGUGGCGGAUUGGAGGGGGAAGUUGAAUGUUUUUAUGGAGGUACUAGGGGGUGAGGUGGAUGGGGUUGCGAAGGAUACGAAGGGGAGGAUUGAGAAGGUGUUUGGGCUUUUUGCGGAUGAGGAGGGGGUGAAUGGGGGGUUUGGGGAGGGGGCGGCGGCUUGA
Messenger RNA from Alternaria hordeiaustralica, 1248 nucleotides. RefSeq lists its product as uncharacterized. NCBI's taxonomy places the organism in Eukaryota, Fungi, Ascomycota, Dothideomycetes, Pleosporales, Pleosporaceae. The record is from RefSeq and is a predicted model, not a curated record. The transcript has a single exon. Bases 1 to 1248 code for a protein of 415 amino acids.